Messenger RNA from Triplophysa rosa, 2876 nucleotides. RefSeq names its product GA binding protein transcription factor subunit beta 2b (gene gabpb2b). Gene Ontology annotation, cellular component: nucleus. The transcript has 8 exons. NCBI's taxonomy places the organism in Eukaryota, Metazoa, Chordata, Actinopteri, Cypriniformes, Nemacheilidae. Gene Ontology annotation, biological process: positive regulation of transcription by RNA polymerase II. The record is from RefSeq and is a predicted model, not a curated record. Bases 161 to 1408 code for a protein of 415 amino acids. Gene Ontology annotation, molecular function: transcription cis-regulatory region binding; protein binding.
UUCGUGCGCCAUCUUUGACGGCUCUGUUAUUUUUGUUUUCACAAAGUAUAGAAAAGUAUGAUAGAACACUAAAUCCCGUUAAAUAACACAAACAUACAUUUAGUUUUUGCAUUUUAACAGUAUUAUACUGUAGAAGUCGUUGGGAAAACAUUUUACUGAGAUGUCGCUUGUGGAUUUGGGAAAGCGUUUGUUGGAGGCAGCGCGUAAAGGCGAGGAUGAUGAAGUGAGGUCUCUUAUGGCCAAUGGAGCACCUUUUACCACAGACUGGCUGGGGACCUCACCACUUCAUUUAGCAGCACAAUACGGCCACUACUCUACAGCUGAAGUGCUCCUCCGUGCCGGGGUGAGUAGAGAUGCUCGCACUAAGGUCGAUCGGACCCCUCUUCACAUGGCUUCUUCAGAGGGCUAUACAAGCAUUGUUGAAUUAUUGGUCAAGAGUGGAGCAGACAUCAACGCCAAGGACAUGUUGAAAAUGACUGCCUUGCACUGGGCGACAGAACACGGUCACAGAGGGGUCGUAGAGCUGCUGAUCAAAUAUGGUUCCGAUACUCACUCCCUCAGCAAGUUUGAUAAGACGCCAUUCAACAUUGCAGUGGACAGAGGAAACACUGAGCUUAUGUUGUUAUUACAGGAUGGAAUGCAGAACCAGGUGAACAUGAAUCCAGAAAGAACUAUCUUAGGUAGUUCUCCAGCCACUGCCAGUCCUCAGUUCAUCAUCUCAUCACCAGGAGGGGUCAAUCUCUCUGAUAUUGUUCUCACCAAUGCUAAAACAAACACAGGAGCUGGAGAGAGUGUGAUAGCUGCAGACUCCGUGGACUCGGCGAUCCAGCACCUUGUAGGAGAAGAUGGCCAGAGAGUGAUUACCAUAGUAACAGACCAACAUGGCAGUCUGGGACAAAAAUUCUUUGUCACAAUGCAAGGACAACAGAUGGUUGCGGUACCCGCUGGCCAGAUUUCUGAAGAAAUUGUAACGGAGGACACCAAACCACUUUCAUCACGUAAGAGGAAGUUUGAAUCAACAGUCAACCACACAGAUUCCAGACAUAAGGAGCUUACUGAGAAAGACAGCCGGGAACGAUUGGAGCAGCAGCUAAAAGAAGCCAACAGAAAAGCCCAGGAGUAUCGGCAACAGUUACUAAGGAAGGAGCAGGAAGCAGAACAGUACCGGCUUAAACUUGAGGCCAUUACCAUACGACAAACCAAUGGCACCUGCACAGAGCCCCAAGAGGAAGUGGUCCUUCAGGAAGAGGAAGAGGAGGAGGAGGAGGUGGUUGGUGGAGAGGAAGUUGUCAUGUUCUCAGAAGGGGCCAUCAUUAUUAAGGAGGAGGCCCUUGACUCUACAGAAGGAGAGACAUUGACAUUAGUAGAUGCAGCAGAUAUUACAGCCACCUCUGAGGUCACACCGUAGCAGUAAAUCCAAAGACUGAAACACUCAGGAAUUGCAUAAACUUAACUAGUCUGUGUACCUGGAGUGCCAUGUUGUAUUUAUUUAUUGUAAAUCAUAACCAUUUGUUUUUUAUCCAUUUUUUUUACUUAUUUUAAGGAACAGUUGGGAUGAACCUCUGCAAUGAUUUCCAUUUAGGUGGCCACAGCAUCAAAGCUGAACCAUUCAGAUUGAUAGGAAUAGAAUAGGGAGUGCUUUUUAACACAAGUGGUUAUGUUGGUUCAAGUGAAAAUGCUCAAGCCACAUUAUUAAUCUAAUUCUUUUGUAAAGUACACAAUGUGACUGCUUCAUAUUGCUUCACAAUUUACUUAUUUAACAGCGAAUGGAAAACAAUGGAUUUGAAUGGCACAAUACCAAGCAUUUUGCAAAGUUAAGGCGGUUGUUAGCUUUGAACAGUAGUUGAAGUUGGCUAGUUUGUAAUGAAUAAUAAGUAGCUGUGUAUGUACUUAGUAAAAACUCUCUAUUGGGAUUUUUUAGUGGUUGCUAAGACUGUUACUCCCUUCUGAUGAAUGUUUUGCUUGUUUUUAUCUUGCAUUGUUUCCUUUGUUUUGUUAGAUACACUAAUUCACAGUUGUAUUGCUUCAAAGAAUACGCAGCAUUUCCUUGCAUGUGUUUCAUAGCUUGGCUAUGUGUCUGUUUUGACGUCAUCUGAUAUAUUGUAAAAUGCUGCUCUGUUUCCAGAUGUUAGCAGCUUUUACAGUUGAUCUUGCAGUGAAGUUAUAUCAUCAGUUGUGUUGAAAAACAUCAUUUGUUGCAUGACAACGAAAUGUUUUAAAAUGUGAAUGAAUAUGAAUAUUGUUUUAACCUUUAUUAGGCGUUUUUCUUUUCACAGACGUUAGCAGUAUUUUUGAUUGGAUUUCCAGGUACACAGCUGAUGAUUAACAUUCCUUUAAAUUAAUUUUAAGGGCUUUAUUUGUAGCUCAAAUUAUACUUUGUACAUAUGCAAAUAUUUCCAUCUAAACCCAUGGAUAUUAUGUAUUUAUUUAAUGGGUGCUUGGGGAUUUGUUUGGACAAGACAAUGUUUUUUCUUCUACUUUUUGUUUACUGAUAUUUUCAGUUGUAUAUGGUGAUAUCUGAAGUGGUUUGUAAUUCAAAAUGAUGACAAGCAUUAAGAUUUGGUUUUUAGUUUCAAAUCUAAGGCAAAUGAUGUUUAACUUUUCAAAUUGUUUUUGGAAAGUUUGAUGGGCUGAAUAAUCAAUCACAUUGAAAAUGUUUUUUUUUUAGUGUGAUAGAUGGAAAUGCUUAGAGCUCGACAAACAUUCAGGCAGACGAACACAUAAUGCAUAACAGACGCCAACAGUUUGUCGCUAGGGUUUGUUUGUAUAUUUUACAUGUAUAUCAUUGCAAUGAAACACUAUUGGGUGUUAAUUUUGAUAUUUACUAGUUUUUAUAGGGAAAAAUGAAUAAAGUAAUAAACACUCGACUCGUUAAC